UAUUGUCCAAGGGCAGACAGCAAGGUGGCUAUCAGCCAUGUUAGUGUCAGAAUACCAACACGUAUACAUUCGAGCAUCGGCGGUUUCAUCAACACGUCAGUUAUUCGUCUAGCAUAACAGCCACCCAGUCUAUGUCAAUAAGAUGAAGUCGCUCUGGCUGUUUUUUUUGUUAUGGGCAGGUGCUUCAGCGAUGCCCAAGGGACGACGAUUCGUUGCAGCGUUCUUUGAACAACCAUACUCAGAUAAAAGCUUUCCAAACAUGUUCUUUGUGAUUCUGUCUGAAUUCAAUGCCACUGUUCACGUUGAGAGUGGAUUCGGUAUUUCGGAAGAUUUACACAUCCAAAGCAUGGUAGACUACAAGUACAAAGUUAAUGAAAGUUUUUAUUACCAAGCCAACCUUCAGGUGACUGACAUGUCAUUCUACUUUACAUCCACUGAGGAAAUAACCUUGUUCUGUUACCACGUACUUGCUAAUCAAGGAGAAGGAUACCUUGCCUUGCCGAUUGAGACUUUAUCCACGGAAUACAUUGUAGUGACACACAUUGAUAAUCACACAGAUACUGUCCCUGAACUUCCCUACACAAAGACCACACAGACUGCUUUCCUCAUCAUCGCUACGGAGAACAAUACCCAGGUGAACACCAGUCUUAAGAUACAAGGACCCCUCAUGGCAGGUAGGUGUGGCAAUGGGACAUUCUUCAAUGGGGAGAGUAGAACAUUUACACUCAACGAGUAUCAGACAGUUGGCGCCUACUGUGCAGAGGACAUUACUGGAACACUGAUCACCAGUGACAAACCCGUGGCUGUGAUUAGUGGGCAUAACAUGAAGUUUAGGCCUUACCCAGGAUUUAAAGACGGCAUGCAAGAAAUGUUGCUGCCUGUGAAGUCAUUUGGGAGAAGCUUUUACUUGCCAGUACCACCACCAAGUACUGGUGGUGCUAUAUACAGAGUUGUUGGAUCAAAAGCGUCGACCUCCGUACGCUCCCCGUCCGUCAGUGGUAUAUCUUUCUCUGUGGGUGCACGGGAGUCUCAUGACAUAACUGUUGAUUCUACCACAGGUCCAGUGUACAUUGAAGCCGACAAACCAGUUCUUGUUGUGCAGAUGACUAUAGACACACCGUCACUGGCAAUCGUUCCACCGACUAGUUUAUAUUCCAGCUCUUAUGACAUUGGAAAACCCGUUCUUAAUCCGACAGUUGACCUGCAGAAAAUGUAUAUAACAGUCAUUGUUCCCACUGACAAGGUUCUCGGAAUACGACCACAGAUAUUUCCGCAAUUCAAAGUUAUUAAAGGCAGCUGUUUCUCAGAGGCAUCAGUGGAGUUGACAUUACCAGGAUUCUACCACUUGACCCACCUAGAUGAGGUUCCAUUUGGCGCUAUGAUGUACAUGUUUCCGUAUAGUGACAGCCAGUGUGUAUAUACCCAUCCGGCCGGAAUGAAUCUGACAAAUGAUGUUGGUAAGUACAGUAUCAACGUUCACAAUAGCUACCUGUCCAUUAUCAAGUUAUCAUUUUAACCUGUCAGUUAACGUUGAAAACUAGUAACAGCAAACACUGCUUGAACGUUGGGGGUAU
Molecule: messenger RNA, 1574 nt
Organism: Haliotis rufescens (red abalone)
Lineage: Eukaryota; Metazoa; Mollusca; Gastropoda; Lepetellida; Haliotidae
Exons: 4
Coding region: 143-1516 (457 amino acids)
Source: RefSeq, a predicted model, not a curated record